Molecule: messenger RNA, 2232 nt
Organism: Dendronephthya gigantea
Lineage: Eukaryota; Metazoa; Cnidaria; Anthozoa; Malacalcyonacea; Nephtheidae
Product: protein DD3-3-like
Exons: 10
Coding region: 29-1954 (641 amino acids)
Source: RefSeq, a predicted model, not a curated record
CUUCGACCAGUCAUCAUCUCAAGAAAAGAUGAGGAAUCUGAUUUUGUCGACCCUUUUGAGUUUGUGUGUUUUAGGACUUCACGUACGCGGCGAUGUCUAUCUUCAUAAUCCGCGGGGUUCUAACAACAGAUUGUUAGGCGAAGGAGCCAAUCGUAAAAAUGGGAACAGAGUGUUCGACUCCCAGAACAACGCUAAAGGUGGUUACAACGCUGGUGAAAAGAGCGAAAAAAAGACAACUGAUUGGUAUCAUAUGCAAUAUUUCAUGAGCGGCACCUCGGCUGAUGCACCAACUAUCCUGAAUCUUGAAUGGACCAAUCAGCAUGGCUGUGGCGACGGUGACUUGAACUGUAAUAUCGUCUUGCAAUACAUGUGUCGCCCUUCCGGACAGGAGGAUGAAGAAAGGGAGAUGAGGAACGGCAAAACAGAGUUGACCCCAAUUUAUAGAAAACGCAAUCUCAAAAAUCCUGAAAAAAAAUCUGCGGAAAGAAAGGCGCAAUCUCUGCUUGACAGAGCUUACAACGAGCAGUGGGAAUGGUAUGACAAGUGCAACAGGAGAGAAAGAAACAAAGGUCUGUUCACAGCUGAUCAGAACCUCAAGAGAAACACAGCAAGGUACACGCGACAAAACCCGAAUGGAAAUCGACGAGGUUACGAGUGUCCCGAGGAAAGAGAUUAUUAUCCAUACUGGCAUCCGACUGACUGGAUUGAUAUCGCAGUCUUGGGAGACCAAGCAGAUUGUGACUUUUACGAGUCACAGAGCUUCAACACCAAACCUAAGGAGGAGUGUAUGGAACCUUAUAACAAAAAAAAGGCUUACAAUGAAAAGACAAACAAAUGGCGUCAUGCCUCACAAUACAACAACAAAGCUGAUUGCGAAGCAAACAAUGGAAUAUGGGUGACAUUUCACAACUAUCUUGAAGAGACUGAUCUUAGUGAGGCACAGUGUACUGGUGAAAAGUACAUCUGGGGCAUUCCCUAUCGCUCUGAAAAAUUGGACCAGUUGAAAGGUACUGAUCCCGAGGUCUGGAAGAAAUGCUUGGUCGCGUUACCCAAACCAGAAUGUGGACCAGCCCCGUACUCACGUUCCAAUCACCUGGGUAACGGUGAGGGCGUGGUCGCUCUCAACUAUCCUUGGAAGAUACCCCGCUUCCCUUCAGGAGUCGAACAGAAAUGUGUACUGAGAAUAAGGUACAAUAUCUCCACAAACGAUUACGACGUGAAAAAUACAUUCUCUGGUUCAAACGACGACGACUCUGUCAUUGAAAACGACCCAGAAGUAGAGUAUGGGGCACCAGACAACAACAAGGUUCCCCUUCAGCUGGCCAUAAACACGGCUCAAUUUGGUCGUACAUUCCAGGAUCGCUCUCAUGUCUUUAAGAUCAUAAAAAGAGAGGCAGAGUUUCAGAAUAAGCGAAUCCUGAAUCUGAAUGUGCGAGGGAAGAGAGGGAAUAUUGUCCAGGUUUACCCCGCCGUAGAAUACGACUUCACUCCAAAGAGGAUGUCGAUUACGACAAAUGAUUACCUCCAUGUCCAAUGGACAGGUUCCAACAGAAAUCCCAAAAACAAUGCUGGUGAAGGGCGCAAACAAACCGACCGUAGCAACAUGGUCGCAAUGCAAUCGCCUGACAAAAGCUUCCCGUAUUAUGGCGCCGAUUCAUUCGAAAAUGUCCAAGUUGUUUAUGCUCUGGACGGUACUCAAGGUAUGUCGUCAGCUGACGCCGCUGUUGCCUUGGCUACGGCGGGCCACUUCAAAAACGCGGCCAAUGUUCCCGCUAAUCUCAAUCAAUUGGGUGAAUGUAAUAGACAGCAACUAGCUCAACUGGACUGCUAUCCACCGUCCUACUCUGGGUUACUCCUGCGUUUCACGAAAGCCGGAACAUACUAUUACAUGGGUUCCCGUAACAACAACUUCACCAAUCGAAGUCAAAAGGGCAGGCUUACAGUCACCGAUUAGAAAAAAAUGACGUUACAUAAUUAUAUAAAAUGCUACGUCAAUUUGUGCAUGUUAGUUACGUUCAAACAGGGUCAAUAAGAUAUAUUUUGCCCUGCAGAUAGUUUGUUCAUGUGUUAGUUACGGUAUAUUAUAUGCCUAUAGCUAUAUAACCCUUCUAGAUAUUUUUGCGAUCUGUUUUCGCAGUCACUAACUACGUAAAAUAUUUUUCUUUGUAUAAUCUUUUCAACUUUGCCGUUUGUAAUCGUUUUAGUAUUCAAGGAUUUCUUAAUAAAAUUAUA